Messenger RNA from Leptonychotes weddellii (Weddell seal), 1661 nucleotides. It is a transcript of the gene TRIML2, whose product is annotated as tripartite motif family like 2. Lineage: Eukaryota; Metazoa; Chordata; Mammalia; Carnivora; Phocidae. Gene Ontology annotation, molecular function: zinc ion binding; protein binding. The record is from RefSeq and is a predicted model, not a curated record.
UCACUCUAGUCCCGGAUGUUCCUCCAAUGCUUUUAAAUGCGCCAUACCUUUCACGCGUGGCUGAGGAAGACCUGCUGGUUCGAGGAGUCCCGAAGGCGCCGACCUGCUCUGAUCCUCGGCUGUGGGUUGCACAGUGAGGUCGGCAAGUGUGACUGCCCCAAAUCGCCCUGACUCUCUUCGGCUCAGCGUGCAGGGGAGUAUUCCACGGCAGGACCGUCCCCGAGGGACGCCUGCAGGGAUGUCCAAAAGGCUCAGCUCCCAGUUAGAGCAAAACAUCCCAGAAGAUGCCUGCUGUGAGGAACACCGGGAACCACUGCAGCUAUUCUGUGAUGAAGACCAAAGCCUGCUUUGCGGCCAGUGCUUCCACUCGGAGGAGCACGAGAGUCACGUGGUGUGCGGAGUCCAGGAGGCUGCUGGCAAUUACAGGAAGUUAUUCCAGGAGAUAUUGAGCACAUUGAAGGAGAAACUUGAAGUAGCUAAAAGCAUAUUGGCUGAUGAGCAAGAAAGAAUGGUGAUGAUUCAGGGAGAAGAGCAGGAUUUUAAAGAGAUGAUUGAGUCUGAAUAUAGGAUAAGGUUCCAGUUGAUGGUUGAAGAGGAGAUGAACUCCCGGAGCCUGCAAGGGUGCGUAUUCAACCUGAACGUGAAGGAAGAUGGUCUGAAUCAGCUGAUGGAAUUUGGCACACAGCUGAAGGAGAAGUCCCAGGAAACGCUACAGAGACUGAAGGAUUUGGGGAAAGAGAACAUGAAUAAACUGAAGGAGAGUGAAGUCAGGCUUUCUGAACAGAUCUGCAGCCUCCAAAGGAUCAUUGCAGAGCUAGAGAAGAAGUGUGGGGAAUACACCUUAGCGUUGCUCCAGAAUGCAAGAUAUUCUGUGGAAAGGAGCGAGUCACUACUGCUUCAGUGUCUGGAGCCCGCCCAAAUCACAGACCUGAGUCUGUGCCAAGUAACAGGAAUGAGCAGAAUGCUCAACAUUCUCCAAAGAGCUGUGACUUUGGAUCCUAAAACAGCUCAUCCCUGUCUGGUCUUAUCUGAGGAUCUGAGAAGCGUGAGUCUCAGAAAUGUCCAGCAGGACGUUCCUGGCAGCCCGGGGAGAUUCGUUUUCGGUGCCACCGUGUUGGGUGUGGAGGGUUUCACCUCAGGGAGGCACUACUGGGAGGUGGAUGUGGAAAAGGCAACCAAGUGGCAGUUGGGGAUUUCCGAAGAUGCUGCCAGCAGCGCUCGUAACCUGCCCGCUGCUUCCGGAGAUAAAUUCUUACUCACAGGUUCCAUGAUGGGAACUGAUUAUACAUUCUGGGUCUUUCCCCCUCUGAAAAGGGUCUUCUUGAGAGGAGAGCAGGUGCACAAAGUUGGAGUCUUCCUAGACCGCGAGUAUGGGCAGAUAGCCUUUUAUGAUUUGACAAACAGAUCCCUCAUUUAUAAUUUCUCUUCUCUCACCUUCCGGGGAGCUGUCAGGCCCAUAUUUUCUCUUUGUAUCCCAAGUGGAGGCACAAGUUCAGACUCGCUCAGCAUUUGCUUUCCUCAUGUUUCUUCUUGUGAUGUUAAUGUUAGCCCACAGUCUUCCUCGGCAUGAAAUCUAAGACCACAAGGGGCCAGAAAGUAAAGAGCUUGACUUUGUAAAAGAAUCUAUAUAAAGUAAUCCAAUAAAAGUUUCUAACACUUGA